CCACCCCAUCCCUGGCAGGCUGAGGGCAGCGGCUUCAGUCGCGGGCUGAGGGCGGCGCGGCCGCCCCGAUGGCUGCCGUGUUCCUGGUUACGCUGUACGAGUAUUCGCCGCUGUUUUACAUCGCCCUGGUGUCCGUCUGCUUCCUCGUCACCAGCGCGCUCGUCCUCGGCUGGUUUGGUUUGGGUGUUCCUGUUAUUCUGAGGAACUCAGAAGAGACAGAAUCCAGCACAAGGGUGUUGAAAAAGCGGAUGAGACAAGUGAAGAAUCCUUUUGGGUUAGAGAUCCCUAAUCCUGCUGCAGCUUCAGUAACAAGGGGUGUAACCCUGACACCUGACUGCCUGGAGGACUGUGUCCUUACCUGCUACUGGGGCUGCAACGUCCAGAAACUCCAUGAAGCACUGCAGAAACACGUCUACUGCUUCAGAAUAAAGACUCCUCAGGCAUUAGAGGAUGCUCUCUACAACGAAUACCUCUACAAACAACAGCACUUCAUUAAAAAAAAUGACAAGGCAGAGAAAUAUUGUCAGUUACCAGAAGAUGCUCAAGUUGUGGAUUUUGGCCCUGUGCCUAGAGCUCACUAUCCCUUGGUAGCACUGCUGACGUUAGCAGAUGAAGAAGACAGAGAAAUAUAUGAUAUUAUUGCAAUGGUGGCUGUAAUUCACGUUCCUGAUGAAAGCUACAGACUUUCCUGCCGAAUUUUGUAUCAGUAUCUCCUCCUAGCUCAAGGUCAAUACCAUGACCUGAAGCAACUCUUCAUGUCUGCAAAUAGCCCUGCACCCUCCUCCAGCGAUACCUUCCCUGGUGAGAGCAGCACUGACAGAGGGCUGCUGGAAAAGGCCGGGCUGGCUGGAGAUGAACCAGAAUUGCAGGAAGAAAACAGCAAAGACUGUGUUGUUUGCCAGAACGGCCCCGUGAACUGGGUCCUCCUGCCCUGCAGACACACGUGCCUGUGCAAUGGCUGCAUCAAGUAUUUCCAGCAGUGCCCAAUGUGCAGGCAGUUCGUGCAGGAGUCUUUUCCACUUUGCAGCAAAAAGGAGCAAGAUGAGGAUGAAUCGACCCAUGUCUUGCAAGAUGUUCUUCCUGGAAGAGUUUUUUAACAGCAGUUAAAAAUAAAAGACCUGGGUUGUUUGCACUAAGAUUAAAUGUGGAAGCCAGACUAUUUAUGGGAGGAUAUGUAGAGUUAACUUGUAGGAUUUUGCUUUUUUUUUUUUGUUGGGUAAUUUUCAGCUUCCUUAUUUUUCCUCGCUCCAUAUGCUCGCAGGAGCACUGCUUACCCGUGCAAUGUGGACAGGAGAAGUGCGUAGGAUAGCUCUGAAGGAUGUGAUUUUAUUUAUAACUGCUUCCUAGAUUUUCUUGGAGCACUAUUGGAGGCUAUUUUGACUACUAAAUUUAGGCUGUCUACUAAAAAAAGAGUAAAACUUGCAAGUGCAGUUGCACAAGGCUCAUUCUAUAUUUAUUGUGUUUAAAAUACUAGAGCCAUGUAUCAUUUUAACUCAGUAUAAUUUAGGAACUUAGCACUUUACAGAAUGUACCAUAUGAAGGAAAGUAAAUAUUCUUCAUCAUUAA
Parus major (Great Tit) is the source of this 1566-nucleotide messenger RNA. It is a transcript of the gene CGRRF1, whose product is annotated as cell growth regulator with ring finger domain 1. NCBI's taxonomy places the organism in Eukaryota, Metazoa, Chordata, Aves, Passeriformes, Paridae. Gene Ontology annotation, biological process: negative regulation of cell growth. The coding region runs from base 69 to 1097 and encodes 342 amino acids. The transcript is spliced from 6 exons. The record is from RefSeq and is a predicted model, not a curated record.